CUUCAGUUACAAAUUCGUGCCUUGAUUUGCUUCAUAACAUUGUAGGUCGAGAAAAAGGCGUUAUCUGCUUGUUUUUCAGCUUGGGAACUAUCACGUCCAAAUUUCUUGCACUUCUCAUAACUCGAAUCAUCAAAUCCACUUUCCCGAGCGUCGUACACUAUGGACUCCACCAUUUCAUCUGACACCCGAUUUGACAUCAUCGACUUCAAUCAUCUAUCCCCUGAGCUAGACUGGCAUCGACUUGGCGCUGGCUCGUUUGGAAGUGUUUACCGUGCAGAGUAUCUUGGUCUGCCAGUUGCCGUUAAGGAAAUUUUCUCCCGAACAGACUAUAAUGUCGAAAAGUAUUUCGCGCGUGAAUGCAAGAUUUUACAAGAAGCUCGACACCCUAACAUUGUUCAAUAUAUUGGAUUGUGUCUCGCACCUCCUGGUCCUCCUAAGCAUGAUUAUCAACCUGAUUCAGAUGAAGAAGAAAAUGCACCGCCAGUCGUCGGGAAAAAAGCUCGACCAGCAGCUAAACGAAUCUUGAUCAUCAGUGAAUACUUGCCGAAAGGAAAUUUACGAGGUCAUCUUAUCACCCAUGCCACCGGACCAAGUUUAUCAUGGCGUCUUAGAUUAUCUUUUGCUAUAGAUAUCACCAGAUCUAUUGCAUAUCUUCAUGAACGGAGAUGUUUACAUCGGGAUUUGAAACUCGAGAAUUGUUUAAUCACAGACAAUUUUCGAAUCAAGUUAUGUGAUUUUGGUUUCGCUCGACUUGAGGCCAAAAACGAAGAAGAGGUACGAAGGUUGAGCUACUGUGGUACAGAUGGAUAUAUGUCACCCGAAAUCUUGAGAGGUGAACCCUUUGGUUUGGCGACCGACAUCUACAGUCUUGGUAUUCUCUUUUGCGAAUUGAUCACACUUAAAUUGACGGGACAGGC
Melampsora larici-populina 98AG31 is the source of this 917-nucleotide messenger RNA. RefSeq lists its product as uncharacterized. The transcript has 4 exons. Gene Ontology annotation, biological process: protein phosphorylation. The annotation marks the transcript as partial. Lineage: Eukaryota; Fungi; Basidiomycota; Pucciniomycetes; Pucciniales; Melampsoraceae. Gene Ontology annotation, molecular function: ATP binding; protein kinase activity. The record is from RefSeq and is a predicted model, not a curated record.